Laetiporus sulphureus 93-53 is the source of this 816-nucleotide messenger RNA. RefSeq lists its product as uncharacterized. Lineage: Eukaryota; Fungi; Basidiomycota; Agaricomycetes; Polyporales; Laetiporaceae. The coding region runs from base 459 to 671 and encodes 70 amino acids. The record is from RefSeq and is a predicted model, not a curated record. The transcript is spliced from 2 exons.
GAGGUAUGAUAUCUUGCAUCCUUUGAUCCCACUCUCAUGAUUUCUUUGUACUACUCACAUUCAAAGCAACAUAUUUCUUCAUUCUCCGGACGGCUUUUUAGCGUAACGCUGACGUGAGGACGCGAGAGCAAUCCGAGUCAGGCGAGACCGCAGGGUCCCGAGGCUGGACGCUUUCGAACGUCUCCCCCGUGCGUCGUCACUGCGACGAGCCCCUUGCGCGCUCGCAUGCCACAUUCAUACGCCAGUCGAAUGUCUGCGACACGCGGCCGAGAAAUGCGCAAUGGUGCGUGCUGGGAGGACGUGUACCCCGCUGCGCCUUCUCUUAUUCGCCGGUUACCGCGUCCGUCAGUGCUGGCGAACACUCAUACCGACUUGGGCGGUCCACGCCGCUCUGUUCGAGGCCAGACCUUCACUCAUCGUGUAGCGCACUCAUUUCGGUCGUGCGCCGCUGGUCAUGCAUGCAUGCGCCUCAGCAACCUCAGGCGCGCUCGGGACCUCACCAGCUGCGCAGCGUCGCAUCACUCACGGUCUUCCUCGCCGUGCCUUCUACGUAUGUAAUCCUUAAUCCAAUAUCCUCUUCCCUACGCUAUCACCAUCUACCCCAAACCCCCUUCAGGCCCAUCCCUUCGGUCUUGAUCAGCCCGGGCAGCCUGACCGCGACCGCAACGUGAGGAGAGGAGGUGGAUGCGAGUCCGGCGGGUGCGUGCUUACCUGCUUGCGAGGCGAUGAACGCGUUGAAGGAGCGGCGGGUGCCGCAGCGUCCGCGGGUCCGGGUCGGCGCGGUUCUUGUUCGCGUGUGCGAGGUGCGAGUCGUCC